Suillus paluster is the source of this 767-nucleotide messenger RNA. RefSeq lists its product as uncharacterized. NCBI's taxonomy places the organism in Eukaryota, Fungi, Basidiomycota, Agaricomycetes, Boletales, Suillaceae. The transcript is spliced from 7 exons. The coding region runs from base 66 to 767 and encodes 233 amino acids. The record is from RefSeq and is a predicted model, not a curated record.
UCAACCCAAAGCGCCUGGUACUCGCCACGGGAAUUGGGAGGCCUCGUAUUCCUACUCGGGAUGGAAUGUAUGACUUUCGAGGAGCGUUGUAUCAUUCCGACUUCCACGCAGAUGCAGAGCAGUUCCGAGGCAAACGCGUUGUCAUUGUGGGCGCGGGCAGCGCUAGUGGCGAUAUCCGUCAAUAUUUUGUAACAAUUGUCCAAAGAAGUGCUACAUGCGUUCUGCCUUUUUCCAACAAGAACCCUAUCGAAGAGCUAGAUUUCCGCACCAAUCCACCGCCUUUAGCCUUCCUCCUGCGACUGGCGAAAUCAGGCGGGACACCACGCAUGACAAUGCUCGACAAGGAGCUCCACGAAGGUUUGCGCAAGGCUGGAUUGAACUUAACUUGGGAGCCUUCGCCCGGAAGUGGCGAGGUUGGGUUUGCAGGAUUUUUAUUUAGCCGCUCUGCAUCAGGAACUAGAUUUCUGAUUGUCAAAGGCAAAGUCAAGCGUAUGGCUGACUCGUGUUUUCUCGUCUAUAUUUCUCCAGUAUUGUGUAGUACAGGAAAUGAACCCGUCAUGAAGGCCACCAGAGCGCUUCUUGGCGACAAGAUUACCGACCAACUUCCACCUGAUGCGUGGGGCCUUGACUCAAAGGGAGAAGUUAAUCAGAUGUAUCGACCAUCUGGACAUCCGGGACUUUGGUUCGCUAUCGGUUCAUUUGGAAUCUCACGAUUCUUCAAUAAACAUGCUCUCCAAAUCUUGGCACGAGAGCUUGGUAUAGCAUAA